UGUCAGAAAAAAGAAACGCCGACCCCGCCAGCCUGCUGCAGAAGGAACCACUGCCCUGCCGUCACAGCAGCAAGAAGCAGGCCGAUCCUUCUUUCAAAGCAAGGAUGAAACCACCCUCUGACUUCUAGGGUCUCUCCAGCCACGGAUGCCAUUAGCAGGAUUGUCGGGGUCUUCUGUUCUUCUUGCCUUUAUGGUGGCGUUGCUAAUUCUAGUAGAAAUACUCCCCGUAGCUGGCUGACACAGUGGAAAGCAGUGUAUUUCCGUUGGCAGGGGCCUGUCAUAGCUGUUGCUUUGCAGCAUCUUUCUAGUUUGGAGAGACUGGAAUGUUCUCCAGAGGUUCCACUUACACGUUCAUACACAUGCUGAAAUCACACUGUGUGUGGUUUACAGCAGUAUAUGUUGCUUUCCAUAAUUGCUUCUUCUAGCGUGAGCUAUAGGGUCUCAGGUAACACAGCAUCUGCUGACUGCAGCUGAAGACCACCGUUGUAGUUUAGUUAAGGACUUUUCUGGGUCAUAUGCUAGACAUCAGUGAAAGGAAUUCCAUGUUAGCCUUGUUUCCAUUUCACCGUCAACGUAAAGCCCUAAGUAAAGCUUAAGUCAGCGUGCACUGUCAUUAGUCAAAUGAGAAAUUGCAUCUUUUUCGUCUAGUGAAAAUACAUAUAAGCUGGUCUGUGAGGAAGCUAGAACCCAAACUACAAAUAUUUGGUUUGAACUGCACAGCAGGAAAUGUGUUACUGAUGUCAGUUAAAAUAAGAAGUCCUUUAAGGGUUUGCUUGUGUUACAGAGGGAUUCUGCCUCUAAGUUGGCUAAGGGUGAGACGUAGUAGUACUGCACCCCAUUGUAGGUUUUAGAUUUGGAUGGUGGCAGAUGUCAGAAAACCUCUGACAAGGAGGGCAGGAUAGCCUCUCUUUGCUUAAAUGAGGUCCUAAUCAGAGUGACAUUGCUGGUGUUUCUAGAAGACAGUGUGCUUUAUCUUGUAAUUUUAACUGCUCUGGGCAGUCAUAGAGUAGACAGCUGUAAAGUUGGAACAGACCAAAAUGACACUAUCUGUUAGUGGCGUAGAUGAACUAUAUGGGACCUUUAUUCAGUGUGGAGCAUCCUGUGCUUUUUUUGAUCAUGGAGAUAGAAUCUGUCUUUGCUUCUUCACUGCCAUUGCCUUUGGUAGGGUGUCCAGUGUGGCAGUAACGUAAAUCACACUUGGGCUUGGAUAUGGAGUAUUUUUGUGGAUGUACCCUGCGUGAUCAGAAUGAAUGCCGGACUUGUUAUGGGGGGAGCAAAAUUACAGGAGAUAAAAGACCUGGAGGAGGCCUUUAUCUGGUGGAUGGUAAAUCAAAUAUGAGUGAGGAUGGCUAUCUACAUUUUGGGCUACUUUAGCAAGGCCGUAGCCGUUAGAUCGAGGAAGUAUUUAUUACCCUCUUUUCAGCACUUUUGAGACCUCAAGUCCAGUUUAGAGCCUCACAAGAAAGAUGCCGCCAAACUGGAAGGGGUGCAGAUGAGGGCCACCGACAUUGUUAGGUGGCUGGAGCACAUGGUGUCUGUGGAGAGGCGGAGGGAGCUGUGUGUGUUUAGCCUGAAGAAGAGAGGCCUUAAAGAGGAUCUUACCACUGCUCUUAAUGAGUGGUUAUAGAGAGGGGGGAGUUAAGCUCUUUUCAGCAAAGGGACAGGAGGCAACAGGCACAAAUUGCACUAAGGGGAAUUCUAACUAGAAUAAGGAAAAUAAUUUUUACCAUGAGGGUGGUCAAGCACUAGAUUAGGGGCCCAGAGAAGCAGUGGGAUCUCCAUCCCUAGAAAUAUUACAAACUGGACUGGACGUGGCCCUGAGCAACCUUAUCUAACUUCUUAGUUAGCAAGAGGUUGGACAAGUGCUGUUCAAUGAGCCUUUCCAAUAUAAAUUAUUCUAUGAAUCUCUUCAAGAUGAGGAAACAGUGUUGUUCAGAGUUGACUGUCUGUAAUGGAAGGCAGUACUUUAGAUGUUACCUCUGUGGUUGGCAGCAAAGAUGUCGGAUUUUAAUUUGUGUUACAGGUUAGUGCAUAGAUAUGCAAGUAAACUUAUAAAACUGCUAUGAUUGCAUUUAAGGUAUUGCAUCUAACAUUAUAGGCAAAAGGACAAGUAAUAUUUUGCAAGGCUGACACGUGGACAGGACUUUAAAUUUACUUGGUGAGGAUUUUGUGUUUGGAGAAAGCCAUAAAGAAUUAAAAAUAUAAUAGGCAGGAGAGUAUAAUUUAAGUAAUCUUUAAAGCUGUAUAAUCACCUCUGAGUUUUGAAAAAUGUUUCUGUGCCAUAACCCGUGCUCCAUAUUGUUCUCUAGCUAGUAGGUGGAACCACUGGAGAAGUCCAGGCAUAACAAUCUGAUGAAUAUUGUGGUGUUGAAUGCUACUCCUAAAUGUUGCUUGGUCUCACAAGUCACUUUUCUUGUACUUGCUGUGGGUGUUUGCUGCCUGACAGGUUCUGAAGUUCGGCUCUGGCAACUGGAAUGAGAAGGAGCUUUCUCUUGCUUUUCCACAUGCUCGCUCUCUCCUGUCCUUUUUCCUAACACCCCCCCCCAACACACGUGCAUGAAAUCAGUGAAGUGCAUGUCACUAAUGCUACGUGCUUAUACAUCGCUGAAGAUGCUGCUCAUCCCAUUGUCCUCAAGAACAUGCUGAGGAGCAAAAUGUUGUAAGCCUGAAUUAGUGGAACAGGCAUGGAUCGUGGGAGCAAAGUCCUUGUCACGAGAUCAGCUUUCUUCUCAUUAACAGGAGUUAUCUUGAGCAAUGUGGUUAGAGGCCAAUUUCAAAACAGAAGGAAAAGGAACAUCCUUGGUCUAUCAGAACGGGAGGAAAAAUUGAGACCGGGAAAUAAGAGAUGAUAGGUGGAAAUGAGUCCUGUACUGCAGGACCGAUACCUAUGUCCUACUUAACCUGCCUGACUUACAUUCUGGGAGAAUGGACUGGCGUGGAGCAUAUUGAAGAUUAUCUGAGUUAUGCAGUCUACCUUUCAUGGGUGCUUUUUCCACUCGCAGUAGUUUUACUACUUCCAGGGGUUCUCAUCAUCCUCUUCUACACUUCCAUUCUCCUUCUUCAUAUUUAUAAAAGGAAGAAUGAACUAAAGGAAGCUUAUUCCAAUGAUUUUUGGGGUGGUGCAAAACAGAUGUUGGCUACCCUAUGGGAUGGACAUGGAAGAAUAUGGCAUGGUUAUGAGCUUCAUGGUGCCGAAAAUAUUCCUGAAGGACCAGGGCUUAUUGUGUUCUAUCAUGGAGCUACUCCUGCUGACUGUAUCUAUUUCAUGGCUAGACUUCUUAUACAAAAGAAGAGAUACUGCCACAUAGUAGCUGAUCAUUUCGUCUUUAGAUUACCAGGUUUUAAAAUAUUGCUUGAUGUACAUGGAGUUAUGCAUGGACCAAAAGAAGAAUGUGUCAGUGCUCUGAAGAAGGGCUGUCUGAUAGCCAUUGCUCCAGGUGGAGUUCGGGAAGCACUCUUCAGUGAUGAAAUGUAUACUAUUAUCUGGGGUAAUCGGAAGGGCUUUGCUCAGGUGGCCAUUGAUGCAAAAGUGCCCAUCAUUCCUAUGUUUACACAAAAUGUUCGAGAAGGCGUUAGGACAUUAGGAGGAAUAAAAAUAUUUAGGUCACUAUAUGAACGUAUUAGAUUGCCACUAGUUCCUGUGUACGGUGGGUUUCCAGUCAAGCUUCGUACAUUUAUCGGAGAACCCAUUCCAUAUGAACCAAAUGUAACUGCUGAGGAACUAACUGCAAAGACAAAAGCAGCACUCCAAGCUCUAAUAGAAAAACAUCAGAAAAUACCAGGAAAUAUAUUUAGGGCUUUAAUGGAACGAUUUCAAACACAAAAGAAGGAAGAUUAAGGUCUUCUGAAUAAACUACUAUUUAGUUAUAGUAACUUAUUCAUUCUUCUAAUAAUAGGUUUUAAAUACUGUCCUUAUGAUACUGCUGUAUAAUUUAAGAUAUAAGACACUUUCCCUUGCCCUUCCCCCUGUCCAGUAUCAAGCUCAGGAACCCAAACUUCAAAUCAUUCGUAAUGGGGCAAAGCUUAGUCUUUGAUAAAUGCAUUCCUACCUUGAAAGCAUUUUUUUUCAAAAAUGACACUGCAAGUCUUUAUGUACAUUGUCACUUGUCUUUUUUUUUGUGUGUUUUUUUUUUCUCCCCGCCUAUGGUUGCUCUUUAACCUGAAUGUUAGACCUGCUGUAGAGCUAGAGUCGCUAGAGUGUUACUGUCUUGAUCACCAUCACUGUAACUAGGUUUUGCAGGCCAGGUUAAUGCCGUACAGCAUUUAUGAAAACUUUCUUUAGGUCGUUACUCUUGUGUUGCUGGAAAACAGUCAACCUUUUGUGGCUUGCAGAACCUCUAGCUAUGCCUGCAAAACCUAUGGUGGAAAGUGGUUAGUUUUACUGGGUGAGCUCAGAAAGAGUUUGGAGGAGUGAAAAUUGAUUAGAGAACUGCAGUGAACCAGGGAAGUUUGUUACGGAAACUACUCUGAUGCUGUGAAUGAGAACCCUACGGCACAGCUGCUAUUCCAAGCCGAGCCAUAUUGGAUAUUUGCCCUUGAGUAGAGAGUUGUUGUGUAUACUUCUCAAUGAAUCUGCAAAUUCUCCUUUGAAAGAAUGAGCCAAGCAUUUAAACUUUAAGUGGAAAUGAGAGUACUGUUUAGUAACAUGAGCUCAUAAAGCUUUAUUUUGAAGGAAAGAAAAUAUUAGUACAACACUUCUUUUAAAAGUAGUAGUUCUUUUGAAAAACAGGAUAGACAUUCCCAAAUACCCUUUAAAUCUAGUGUAUUUGUAAACUGUUAAACAUCCAUAUUCUUCACAGUUAUUUACAUAAGUUAUUAAACCAGGGUUGGGAGGGAAAUCGUAUACACUUUCCUUAAGUGAAAACAAUUGAAUGAACAGGAAAGAGUUGCAGGAUUGGGCUUUUGUGCACUUACAGUAAAUUAUAUUAUUAUAUUUUUUCUGAACUAAAGCGUACGGUUUUAUUGUCCAAAUAGGAAAUAUCUGAAAUAUUUCUUCUGAUUCCCAGCAAGUUUGAGCUACAGUUCUUAAAUUAGCAUCUGGGAACUCCUUAGUUUUGGGAUAGAGGACAAAUUCCUCAAGGAAAGACAAAAGAGGGUUUUGCUAUAUUAUGUGGUUUCCUUUCAGUAUUGUUGGGGUUUGACCUUUUCUUAAAAAAAAAAAACCAAAACCAACAAACAAGAAAACCAAAAAACAAACCCCAACUUUUGAAAGAGCAAUUGAAUUCAGUUUGGUAUCCAUUCCUCCCACCAUUUAAGCACAUGCUUUGCUUUAUACUCUCAUAAAUGUGUAAAUUAGUGAGAUUACAUAAAUGCAUGUGGAUGAUGCCCUAUGUUAGAAAAAUAUCACUUUAUGGGAAAGUCUAUAAACUAUGGUUUACAAAAAGCAAAAAGCUUACUUAUUUUAUGAUGUUAUUUUACAUCAAAAGCAUUUUAUGUGGUGUUGAAUUAAAUUUUUUAAAGUUUGGGGAAGAAUCACAUUAUGUAAAAGCAAAUGCCCAUUCUGAAGUUUUUUAAAUGACUUGGGUUUUAUUUGAAGGCAAGAUUGUGUUCUUUUUAAUUUGUCGGAAUGUUUUUAAAAAAAUAUUAUGUUAACACAGUAUGUCAUUAAAAGUGAUAAUGCAAAUUCCUACAUUGGAGUAUAACUUAAGUAUGACUUUGUUUUUACUGUCCAUCUUGAGGAAAAUGUAAUCAGUCUAUAUUGUGAAAUUCUGAAAGGCAGCUGCACGUAUUUCGUGUUGAGGUUGCGUAUAUGUAAAAGAAAACUCAGUCUAAAAGGUUCUGUUAGACAUGAACAGACAUUUGUGAACUGAGAUUUUGUAAAAUUUAUUUUACUAAGUAUGUGGGCUGUUUGAUGCAGUUUUGUCCCUUUAAGUAUUGAAAGAUGAGUAUAAAAAAUGAAGGGCAGUAUUGGUACUCUUUAAGUGCUCAUAUUUGUAUAGGCCUUUCAUAUUUAUUUCUAUAUAUAAAAAAUGUAUAGAAGACACCUUUCGAAUAAAAUUGAUAACUGGAACAGG
This is a messenger RNA of Harpia harpyja (harpy eagle), 6014 nucleotides long. RefSeq names its product transmembrane protein 68 (gene TMEM68). Gene Ontology annotation, molecular function: acyltransferase activity. The record is from RefSeq and is a predicted model, not a curated record. The transcript is spliced from 7 exons. Gene Ontology annotation, cellular component: membrane. NCBI's taxonomy places the organism in Eukaryota, Metazoa, Chordata, Aves, Accipitriformes, Accipitridae. Bases 2846 to 3838 code for a protein of 330 amino acids.